Messenger RNA from Paramecium tetraurelia, 1689 nucleotides. RefSeq lists its product as uncharacterized. The record is from RefSeq and is a predicted model, not a curated record. NCBI's taxonomy places the organism in Eukaryota, Ciliophora, Oligohymenophorea, Peniculida, Parameciidae. The transcript has 8 exons.
AUGUAAAAUUAAUAUUUUGUGAAAGGGUUAGGAUUUGCUUAAAGGCAGGAACCUCAAGAAACCAGAUCAUAUGGGAGAAUAAAAAAGAAUCCAUAUUCUGCUUAUAAUAAUAGAAGUUACAAUUUAAAUUAUCGUGAUCUCAGGAUUUGCAAUGAUCGCUUUAAGAGGUUAAUAUAAAUUGUGAAUAAUGCAAUAAAAAAUUAAGCAGCUACGAUGUUUAAAUAUUUGAGCAUUUAUGUUCAAAAUAAAUAACAAGAAGAAAUCAAAGCAUAGUAAAGAGUGAUAUAGGAAGGCCUGUUACGAUUUCAGCAUGCAAUAUCAUUAUACAAUUAACGGUUGAAAUGUUUGGGCUUUUUCCGUUUGGCAAAAGUUGAUGUGGUAUCUCAUUUGAAGAAAGAGCUAAGAAAGUAAAUAUCCCCAACUUAACAACCAAUUACUCAUCAAAUCUUCAGGAAAUGGAUGCAGCUAACCUUUGAAUCCAAACUCAAUAAGCUAUUAAAAUAACAAAAUUUGAAUAUGAUAAGUUUUUACAAAUUCACUUUAAGUAAAAUCCUAAUAAAGCAAGAGACUUUAAAGGCAUGGAGUUUCAAUAAAUUAAAAACUGUACAUCGAAAAUAAAUCAUAAAUAAAUUAAUAACUAACUUAGGUUUAUAGCAAUUGCGAUUGAACUUGUAUGAUUCAGAAUAAGCAACCUAUCAAUAUCUAAAAUAGCCUUAAAAAUUAGAAACAAUAAUUGCCUUCUAAAAGUUAAAGCAUUUUUAAUAUUUUAAUUCAAAUCAGCAUUAUUUUUUAUUAAUUUUCACGAAUACCAUCAAUAGUAAAUUAAAUGCAUUGAGAACUUUGUUCAUAUCAGCCAUUAAGACACUAGGUCAAGAAGCUAAUCAUACAGUACCUAAAGAGUAAUUACAAUAAUUUGACAUUGAAUUAGCUAGAUAAUCUGUGCACUCUAAAUUGGAGCAUUAAAAAAUGCUACAAAGAUAGCAGAAACAAAUAGAUUAAAAAUCUCACAGAGAAAUUUGUGAAGUAGUGAAAUAUUUAGUCAACAAACAACUCUAUCCUAUAUUUUAUUAAAUAAAAGGAUUGAAAUAGACUUAAGACACAGAAGUUUAGGCUGGAACUGUUAAGAAUUUAAGUGUUAUAGCAGCAAGGCUCAGUUAAAAAAUAAAAGCCAAAAAUGCAAAGUCAUAGAAACUUGAGAUCACAUAUCGUAUAGAAUAGAUCUUUCGUAGAAACUAUCAGAAUGAAUAAGAAAUUCUAAGGAAGAAAUUUAGACAAUGGCAAAUCAAUAUUACUUUUCCUACUUCUAUGUAUCAGGAUUUUGAAAUCAGAUUGAGAGUCCUAAGAAACGAGAAGGAAGCGAUAAUGAAUGACAUUGAACAAUUAGAAAUACUUAAUAAUGAGUUACUUAUGACGAUGAAUUAAGUCAAAAAAACAUUUUUAUCUGAAGAAUCUAAUUUUAACACUUCUCAUAAAAAUGAAUAAAAACAAAUAGAAAUACAGCGAUUCGACAUCUAAGAAAACUUAACCUCAUAAAAAGAAUUUAAGAUAGCUUUUGAAUAUGUGGACUAUUUAAAAGAAGAUAACAUUAAUUUAAAAAAGCAAGUAUAAAAGAAUGAAUAAUUGAUGAUUGAAGAAAUCUAAUAGCUAGAAUAAUAAUUAAAAGAGCUCGAAAAAGAAUUAGAAAAUUGA